Messenger RNA from Colletotrichum karsti, 981 nucleotides. Its product is annotated as DNA repair family protein. The coding region runs from base 1 to 981 and encodes 326 amino acids. The record is from RefSeq and is a predicted model, not a curated record. Gene Ontology annotation, biological process: DNA repair. The transcript has 3 exons. NCBI's taxonomy places the organism in Eukaryota, Fungi, Ascomycota, Sordariomycetes, Glomerellales, Glomerellaceae.
AUGUCGAAGAGAACAUUAGAUGCUUUCUUCGCGCCCAAGGCCAAGAAAGCGCGGAAGGAAGAGGAUGGUCCAGCCGAGCCUGUCCGGCAGUCGACCCAUCUCAACUACCCAUGCCCGAUCUCAGAGCUGCCAUCCAGUCUGAGCAAGGAGCUCUCUUCGCUACCGGCGCGGCCGGGUCGGGAUAUCAACGACCAACCGGACCUUGACCUUGUCUACUUUGAGCCAUACGUCCCCUCCUACCUGGCCAAGGACCUCUUCGAGUUCCUUCGCGCCGAGCUGCCAUUCUACAGGGUCGAGUACGACAUCAACAGGGGCGGCAUCAAAACUCACAUCCGCACACCCAGGUGGACAACAGUGUUUGGCCUGGAUGAGACGGCUCGCUUCGACGAGGACGGCUCGGUUGUCGACGUCAAGUCUGGGUUCAAGGUCGAGGACAAGCGGUAUGACAGGUAUCCCCCGCGUCCGAUUCCCAAGUGCCUUGACGAUCUCCGUCGUUCUACGGAGGCCGCGACGGACUGCAGGUUCAACUUCUGCCUGGUCAACUACUACGCCUCGGGGACUGACAGCAUCUCGUUCCACAGCGAUGAUGAGAGGUUCCUCGGUCCAGAUCCCGCCAUCGCAUCGUUCUCCUUGGGUGCUAGGAGGGACUUUCUCAUGAAGCACAAACCCAUCCCUCCAGACCCUGCAACCCCAGACAAGCCUGCCCCGAAACAGAUCAAGCUCCCCUUGGGCGGCGGCGAUAUGAUCCUCAUGAAGGGCCGCACGCAGUCCAACUGGCUACACUCGAUACCCAAGCGGACCGGCAAGAACGCGGAAGACGGAGGAAGAAUCAACAUCACGUUCAGGGGAGCCAUGGUGAAGGAUGGUACUGAAAAUUACUACAACUACAACGUCGGUACUGGGCCGGUCUAUCGUUGGGACAAAACAAUGCGGGAAAUGCGGGUAUCUUCCGCUGAUGGCCAGCUCAAGCAAAAGCCGUGA